Molecule: messenger RNA, 2253 nt
Organism: Aegilops tauschii subsp. strangulata
Lineage: Eukaryota; Viridiplantae; Streptophyta; Magnoliopsida; Poales; Poaceae
Source: RefSeq, a predicted model, not a curated record
GAAUCCAGUUCACAUAAUGGGUUUGCGUUAAAAUGUAUAUUGCGUGGUAUACAACUAUACAAGAUUCGUGGUGCUCAUAUAGCAAAUCCAGUAAAUAUGGAAGUAAUGUAUUGUGGUUCCAUUACUCUUGCUAGCAGUUUGUUGCUUCUGUAAAACAUCAUGCCAAAUAGUCUUUCUGCUCUAAACACCAUGCAGAUGUUUACUAAAUCUAUGAAGGAUUCAACCUCAAUUUCUUUUGUGCUUUGCAUUUGAUUGAUUGUGUGGUGUGAUACUGUUGUACUUCUUUGUGUAGGAAUGCCAUAUCCUGAAAAGGAAGAAGUCCAUGCCCUUCUAAGGCAGGACCCAGAUUUCUGGAAAAUAGGCCCUUAUCUGAAGUGAUGAUUCGAGCAGCAAUGGAUGAUGUGCGCUUCCUUCUCAAUAUACAAGAGAAAAUGAUGGAGAAGUUGAGAAAAGUAUCUUCAUGGCGUCUGUUAGUACAAAGUGAGCUAUACUGUAGGUGUUUUUGCAUAAAUGACAACCAACAUGAAGAUUGGCCGCCUCUUCCAGCUGUCCCUGAUGACAUUGAAGCUGAAGCUUGUGUUCCUGAGGUGGAUAUCCUUUCGCUCUUGGUUGUGCCUCCUGGAAAAAUGGGAUGUAUUAUUGGUAGAAAAGGAUCAUCAAUAAUUGUUGUGAAAGAAUCUUGCAAUGUUGAAAUCCAUAUCGGUGGUGCAAAGGGACCUCCAGAUUUAAUUCGCGUGACUUAUAGAGGAUAUGGCCAGGACAAAGAUAUACAUAGUGAAGGAGAUUGUCCCAGGCUUCGCACAAGAGGCUGAAAGAGGAUGAUGAUGCGAGGAAAUAUUUCUAUCAGCUGAUCAACACUGUCGGCUACUGCCAUAGCAGAGGCGUCUAUCACCACGAUCUGAAGGUAUUGCGGGGUGCUGCUUACUGAUGUGAUCUAUGGGAAGAAAAGUGGGUUGAUAGCAAUUAUCUUCUUCCUUAUAUCAUCCUGACGAUCUUCUGCUUUGUACUAAUGACACUCUCAAGGUGAUUUUGGACUGAGCUCCCUAUCACAGCAAGUCAGAGAGGAUUGGCUACUACAUAUGAUUUGUGGAACUCCCAAUUAUGUUGCUCCCGAGGUUCUUAAUUUGCAUCCAUGCCUUGAAUUAGCUAUGUACUUAUUUUCACCCAAGUGAAUAUUUUGUUCAGUUUUUCAGUACUUUCUUCGAUGUACAAGUUAAAAAUAACAAAGGUUCUGAUGGUGCCAAGGCGGAUCCGUGGUCAUGUAGGGUGAUUUUUUUGUCGUCAUUCUGUUCGAAGAUUAAAAUCUCAUGCUGCUUUACAAGACGGUGAAUAACUUGUACUACUUUUCUUUUGCCAAAUGUAAGUUCCUUUUUUGCGUGAAAAAUAAGUAAGUGCCUGAAAGAUAACCUGCUUGUUCAUGCAUAUAUACAAAGUAGGCUCCGGUUUCCCAUCUUGGUUAUCGACAAGACAAAGAAGCUCAUCAAGAAGAUAUUAGAUUGUAAUCCUCACUGUAUGUUAUGUUCAUUGGUACCAUAUCAGUUAAUUUUAUCCAAGCUUAUACACACCAUUUAACAUGUGCUAGCUCCACGCAUGUGACAUAUCUCAUGUUCCUUAUUUGGUUUAGGUAAUUUCAUUCCAGAUUUUAGUUUAACAGUUUAAAUGUGAGUAUACACACUUUCCUUGGUCUGUAUUAACAAGAAUACUAUAAAUAUGUAUAGAGUACAACUCACAAUAAAGUAGUUGUCGUUUCACUUUUCACUGCUAAGAGAUACCUCUUCAUGGCCCCUCUUUGCAUUAUUUUUAGACCAGCAGAUUCUCUUAACUGUCCUUGAAUCUUUGGUACAUGACUUGUAGAUAAUUGUUCCCAAUGUGAGACUCAUUCCUGUGGCCUUCUGGGUGAUGUGGUUCUGUGAGUUUGUUUCACUAUCAAUUUCUAAUUUCUCAUCUGAUUUUGACACCUUGCUCUUCUGCAGUUUUGUUUCACUUUUCAAGGAUGAGUAUCUUUACUUUGAAAAUGAACUGGUCAUAUUUCUAUUGGAAAUGAAGUGAUGUUUCUUCCCAGGUAAACAACUGAAUUCUCUUCUACUUUAGUAGACUCAGUAACUUUGCUUUUAGAGUUAUUGUUUAACACUAGCACUACCCCUGAGUAACUAGAUCAAUGGCUGCCACUAUGUAAAUCUUAGUUCCAUUAGAUAUGAUAGUCAUGGUUCUUCUGUCUUGGUCUGAUGAUUUUAUACAUGCCAAUAAGCAUCC